Moneuplotes crassus is the source of this 1946-nucleotide messenger RNA. The record is from the annotation of a GenBank genome assembly. Lineage: Eukaryota; Ciliophora; Spirotrichea; Euplotida; Euplotidae.
AUGAAGAAAAGUAGCAUCUUUAACAAGAAGUAUUUAAGCAAGAAUUCUAAAGCUUUGAAUCCGAAUUUAUUAUGAGAUCUCUGAGAAUGAGUUCUCUUUGAAGGAAUCAAGUGUCUUAGUUGUGCAAAGAAUGCUAAAGACAAAUCUAGCUCAGCUAGUUUUUGUGGUGAAUGAUUCAAUAAAUUUCAACAAGAAGUUGGGUGAUGACCAAAGAUGUGUCAAUCACCAAAAACAAAGAAACUACCAGCCCAAGUUAUCAAUAAAUUAGAGGAGCUGGAGUUCAAAUGCUCGAAUAAGUCUAACGGUUGAAAUCAUAUAGCUUCGUAUUCUGGUGUAAUUGGUCACUAUCAAGAAUGUGAGUUCCUUUUGGUUUCUUGUUCUGCUCAUCCACUUUGAGAUAAGAAGUAUUUGAGGAAAGAUAUUUCCUCUCAUGAAAAACAUUGCAAAUAUGUCAAAGUGGAUUGAUCAUUUUGAGGACAGAAAGAUCUUUUUAGAUGUCAGUUGGAAAAGCAUUGGGAGCAAAAAUGCUUAAAUGCCAAAAAGUGCGAAAAAUGAAAUCAAUUUUUCUCUUGUUCCACACCAAAGGAACCUAAGCAUAAUUGUAUCGAAUCUCUUAGUCAUAAAAUUUCUUCAGUUGAGGAUUUCUAUGAAUCAAAAGAGGUCGAAAGCAGAGAAGAGCUCAGAAAGAGAGAUCUCAAGAUCAACUCUCUAAUGAGCAAACAACGAGAUAUUUGGAAAUAUUUAGUGAAAAUUGAGCGUUCUUUGAAGAAUAACUGUGUUCCUAAUAUGCCAGUAUCGAUUUUGCAUCCUCACUCUGUCAAUGAAGAAGAAAGCGACAAAUGAGACGAUAUAGAAGACUACUUUUCAUAUUGAGCAAAAGAAAUGGAUGAAAAAGCUCAUCCUCUUUCUGACACUCACACAGAGAAUGAUACCAACAGAAGCACUCUGAGAUCAGAGGAUGUCCCAAAAGGAUUUGGGCAUAGGAAAAGAGCAGAUUCUUACUUCGUUUCAAGGAUCAAUGACCACCGAAUGAUCGAUGAAGAGUCUAAAAGUUGAGAGUCAACCUCAACAGCAGAACUUAAAGAAGUAGAUGAAGAAGAGAAACCAAUAGUGGAAGAACCUAUUGCCUUCAAAGGGAACUGUAUCGUUACAGAACAACUAAUGAAAGAGAAGCUUGAAUGCUUUAAAGACGCCAUCAGAAAAGAAGAAAACUGGAAGAAGCAAUCAACAAAGAAUGGAAUAGAACUGAAGGUUUACUCUGGUGAAGGAAAUCAUUCAGGAGUGUAUGGUAAAAUGAUCAUGCCUUAUAACAAUCAGUUUAUCAUGGAAAUACUUGGAGAUCAAGAGAAAGUCUUUGAAUCUAACGAAUUUGGAGAAGACUUGAAAAUUCUUGAAGAAUUUGAAAGCCAGUGAGUUAUAACAUAUUUGAGAGUUAAAGGAGCUCUGAUGGUCUCAGGAAGAGAUUUUAUAAUUGCUAAUAUUCAGACAACGAUGGAAGACCCAGAGAACAAGAAUCAAAGAGUUCCAAUUCUUGUUAGUUUUUCAGUAGAGCACCCUAAAGCUCCUAAAAAUCCGAAAGGCAUUGUGAGAGGAGAAAUAGUCAUUGCUGGGUGGAUCUUAAGAAAGAUCGAUGAGAGCCAAACUGAAGUCAUUAGUUUUGCUAUAAACGAUCUGAAAGGGAGUAUCCCUAAAUUUAUCGCUAACGUGGGCUCUUCUUCUCAUUCAUCAAUUAUGAUGAACUUCAUGAAGCAGUGAGAAAAAUGCAAUAAAGAAAGUUUGAAGUCAUUAGCUGAAAAUGACCCAACUAUUAUCAACGUGUCCUCAUUUGAUGAAUAAUUCCUAACUUAGAGAAAAACGAAGAGGGUUCGUGAAAGAGAAGCAAAGUUAUAACUAAAGAACUAGUCCCCUUCCAUUCAACAUUAUUGCUAAAAUUAUUAAUUAGGCUA